AAGAGCAGGAGCGGGCAGCUGCACCGGGACACAGCGAAACGCGAGCAGCGCGGAGAACGGGCUCGCCAUGUUGGUGGUUGUGAUGGGCGUGAGCGGCUCGGGGAAGACCACGGUUGGGGAGCAGCUGGCGGCGAAGCUGGGAUGGAAAUUCUAUGAUGCUGACGAUUAUCAUUCACCAGAGAACAGAAAGAAGAUGGCAGAAGGAAUACCACUAGAUGAUGAGGACAGAAUUCCCUGGCUUUGUGCAUUGCAUGAUAUACUAAGGAGAGAAGACUUAUCUGGACAACAUGCAAUUCUUGCCUGUUCUGCGCUGAAGAAGAUGUAUAGACGUAUAUUAGUUUGUGGAGCAAUUGAAAACAAUCAGCCAGAGCAACCAGGAGAAAACUCAGCACUGAAGAUCCUCUUUGUACACUUGGAUGGGCCUAUAGACAUCAUUGCUGGCCGCCUGGAAAAAAGGAGAGGACAUUUUAUGCCACCUGAACUUCUCAGGUCACAGUUUGAUACCCUCGAGCCUCCUAGUGCACCAGAAAACUUUAUUACUGUCAGUGUAGAAAAAUCUCUGCCUGAAAUAGUGCUGGAGAUUAAAAGAGCCAUUUUUCAGUGUGAAGCUUCUCUGGAGUGAGAUACACAGAAUUAUGGAUUGGAUAUAUUAGAUAUAUUAGAACUAUGGAUUAGAUACACAGAAAUACCCUUAAGGAUAUCAAGGGAAUGGAAGGGCACUUUAAUUAUUUAGUUAAUUAUUAAAUCAAAACUACUUGUUUUCCCUGAUACUUAAAUGGAUUGCAAUACUCAGAGCUGCUUUAGUACUCCUGACAUUUUUGUCAUACCUCUGUAAAACACACAUAAGGUGAAAUUUAAAAAAACACUCAAUUUUUUAAAUCCUUGUAAGGUUAGGAAGAGCUUGUGUUUGGAAACCCUGCUAAGGUCACACAAAACACUUUGUUCCCUUCAUUUUAAUUUUUAAUCUGUCAAAUGUGGAGAUGGGCACAUUGGCUGCUAAGUGAUUAAAUAAUUUAUAGCUUUGUUAGGAACAGUACAUUUAUUUUUCUAGAAGUACAAGAGGCAGGAACAUGCAUGAUGACAUUCCAUGUCUGACACUGCCAGUCUCAAGUUGUAGCUUCUGUGGUUGUGUUCUUGCCAACCUCACCAGAGCACUGGUGAUUCCAUGAGAGCUUUUGUGAAUUCUUACUGCAUGCAUUCAAUACUAAGCUGAAAAACGUGAGAAAAAAGAUAGUGGAGGUGA
Molecule: messenger RNA, 1243 nt
Organism: Dryobates pubescens (Downy woodpecker)
Lineage: Eukaryota; Metazoa; Chordata; Aves; Piciformes; Picidae
Gene: IDNK
Product: IDNK gluconokinase
Exons: 5
Coding region: 68-622 (184 amino acids)
Cellular component (GO): cytoplasm
Molecular function (GO): gluconokinase activity
Source: RefSeq, a predicted model, not a curated record